AAUGCUUUAGAUUUUCUCUUUUUCAUAAAACUUUUUAUGGUAACAGAUAGAAAAAUAAAACAUAUAUUUUCUAGUGAUGGUUCUGGAGGAAUAGAAGUGGACGAAAUGAUUAAAAUGCUGUUGAUGAUUUACGAGAAUACAGAUUCUGAAACAGGUUUAUCCCGUGUUGAAUGUGUUGAGAAAGCUCGAGAUCUAUUUAACUAUCUCGACUCGGAUGGGAAUAAUGAACUAACAGAGGACGAGUUUGUUGACGGGUGUUUAGCUGAUGAAACCAUACUGGAACGAUUGCUCAGGGGAUCAAAAACUUCCGAAGAUGAUGAUGAUGAUGAUGAUGACAACGAAAACGAGAAUUAA
Eurytemora carolleeae is the source of this 354-nucleotide messenger RNA. RefSeq names its product neuronal calcium sensor 2-like. NCBI's taxonomy places the organism in Eukaryota, Metazoa, Arthropoda, Copepoda, Calanoida, Temoridae. The record is from RefSeq and is a predicted model, not a curated record. The transcript has 6 exons. Bases 37 to 354 code for a protein of 105 amino acids. Gene Ontology annotation, molecular function: calcium ion binding.